UUCAUUUAGUAUUUAUUAAUGCGCAUUUACAGCCGAUUGACGGGUUUUAAGAAACAGCCCUCAUUGUUAUUGCCACGUAACAUCUUUCUCUAGGCUAUUUCCGUAAUUUGCCCCUUUAUGGGCGGCUACCAAAAUACUCCUAUCACACAAUUCCUUUUUCUAUAUAAUCGCCUUUUUUUCUCCCCUUCCUUAAUCUCAUCGUCCUUUCCUCAUUCUAACUCUCUCUCCUCCAUUUCAACCAUUUUCUCAUUUCCAAUUCAACCAUUUUUAUGGCGCCUAAACUUAACGGUGGCGGCGGUGGACCUGAUAAUGCUGUUAUUUCUCUUAAAGUUAACGUCGGUAACAACUCUAACGUUAACUCCUGUAAAGAAACACAUUUUCGAGGUGUUAGAAAGCGACCAUGGGGAAGAUAUGCGGCGGAGAUCCGAGAUCCGACUAAAAAGAGUCGGGUCUGGCUCGGCACAUUUGACACUGCCGAAGAAGCUGCGCGUGCGUAUGACGAUGCUGCACGCACUUUUCGUGGUGCUAAAGCCAAAACAAAUUUUCCUCUUCCUUCAGAAAUCCAUCUUCAUCACCAGAAUCACUAUAAUACUAACAAUAAUUGUAACACUCGUAGUCCGAGUCAGAGUAGUACUGUGGAAUCAUCGUCGCACGAGAAGCCUUCUCCUACUGCUCCGGCGAUGAUGGUGGAUUCGCUACCGUUGGAUCUUAAUCUCACUGGAAGUAUUGCCGGAGUUAGGUUUCCGUUUCAGCAAGUUAGAGUUUCACCGAUGCCGGCGGUUGGAUUUCCGGCGACGAUGAAUCAGUUUUUGUAUUUUCACCAACAUCGUCCGCAGUAUAGUAGUGCUAAGAAUAAUCAGCAGCUGAUAUUUAGCCCUGGGGCACACGCGCCGAUGAUGGCGUGUGGUGUUCAGAGUGAUUCUGAUUCAUCUUCUGUCGUUGAUUUAAAUCAAGAUCUUAAUAGUACUCCUAGAGGUCUUGGGUUCGAUCUUAAUCAACCUCCACCUUUGGAUUUGGCUUGAUCCUAUUCUAAAGUCUUUUAAUCUCUUCUGAAGAGGUUUUUCAAGGAUGCACGGAGGAAAAAGAAAAAAAAUUGGAAAAUAAGUUUGUUUUUAAAUUUUCUCGGUUGGUUGACUAAAUUAGGAACAAAAAAAAAAUGAGGGAGGAUCUUUGCAGAUCACCGAAGUUUAUUUUUUUUUUUGUAUAGUUUUUAAUUUUUAAUUAGAUUAGAAUCAAGUAUAACUAUUGAAUUAGCAUCCGUUUUUUGCAACAGAGAUUAGAGAAGAAAGAUAAUGAUGAAAGAGUACUUUUUAUGUCUUUUAAUUUCCAUGAUCUCUGUUGUUUGCUAGAAAGCAAGGGUGUAAUUUGAUGAUCCUGUUUUGGAUAACUAGUUAUUGAAAGUACUAUAAUACUUCAUUAUUUAUUUAAGUA
Molecule: messenger RNA, 1431 nt
Organism: Amaranthus tricolor (Joseph's coat)
Lineage: Eukaryota; Viridiplantae; Streptophyta; Magnoliopsida; Caryophyllales; Amaranthaceae
Product: ethylene-responsive transcription factor 4-like
Exons: 1
Coding region: 270-1022 (250 amino acids)
Biological process (GO): regulation of DNA-templated transcription
Molecular function (GO): DNA binding; DNA-binding transcription factor activity
Source: RefSeq, a predicted model, not a curated record